This is a messenger RNA of Vanderwaltozyma polyspora DSM 70294, 1023 nucleotides long. It is a transcript of the gene ATX2, whose product is annotated as Mn(2+) transporter ATX2. Gene Ontology annotation, molecular function: metal ion transmembrane transporter activity. Gene Ontology annotation, biological process: zinc ion transport; transmembrane transport. NCBI's taxonomy places the organism in Eukaryota, Fungi, Ascomycota, Saccharomycetes, Saccharomycetales, Saccharomycetaceae. The coding region runs from base 1 to 1023 and encodes 340 amino acids. The transcript has a single exon. The record is from RefSeq and is a predicted model, not a curated record. Gene Ontology annotation, cellular component: membrane.
AUGGCAGUUGGUCUUGGUAUAAUUUUAUUUUUAGCCUUUGGGUUACUAAUUGCUACUUUUAGUAUUGGUAUAAUACCUUUAUAUUGGAUGAACAAGAAUAUAAAUGGUAACGAUGCUAAUAAGUAUAUUGGUAUAUUAUCUCAGUUUGGUAUUGGUAUGCUGUUAGGUACUUCUUUUAUGUUAGUGAUUCCCGAGGGUGUGAAAUCUUGUGUUGAACACGAUGGUAAUGUUGGUUUGAACCUGUUGUUAGGUUUUUUAAUUGUUUAUUUAUUGGAUAGAGGUGUUCACAUAUUGAUGAGAAGUCCUAACAAUUUUAACUUUUUGACUGAGGAUGCUUCUCUCAGGAUCAAUUCUGUAAGAGAUUUGAUUAGAAAUCCAAAAGUUCCAUUUAUCUCGAUCUUAAAGAACAACGUUGUAUUUGCUCUAUUUAUCCAUGGAUUAUCUGAUGGUAUUGCAUUGGGUACUACUUCCAACAACGAGUCUCUACUGAUUGUAGUAUUGAUAGCAAUUGUUAUCCACAAGAUUCCUGCUGUACUUUCGUUAACAAGUUUAAUGAUUUCAAGACAAAGAUUACCUGAAUGGGAAGUAAUCUCAAAUUUAUUUGCAUUCUCUUUAUCGACACCAUUAGGCUACAUCCUAGUAUCACUAUUCAAUUUGAAACACUCAGACACUAUGGAUUGGGUGGGUGGAAAUUUAUUGUUGAUGAGUGGUGGUAGUUUAUUAUAUGCGUCGUUUACUGCCUUUGUUGGAGGUGACAGCCACGAUCAUCACGUGGAGAUUCCAAGCGAUGAACCAUUAUCAUCCAUGCAUAUGGAGGAUAGUAGUGCAGAAAGAUUAGAUUCGAUGUCACAAGGAGAUGAAGAAGAAGGAGUUAUAAACAAAUCUUUACCAAUAAUUGUAGAAUCUGGUUCACAAUACGAAGACAACAACAGCUCCACACAAUUACCACAUGACGAAUCAGUGUACAUUCUUCUAGGUGUUAUAAUCCCGGUCAUCGUGUCAUUUCUGAUAAGUGAAGACUGA